Molecule: messenger RNA, 4059 nt
Organism: Octopus sinensis (East Asian common octopus)
Lineage: Eukaryota; Metazoa; Mollusca; Cephalopoda; Octopoda; Octopodidae
Product: myb-like protein A
Exons: 8
Coding region: 1765-3834 (689 amino acids)
Biological process (GO): regulation of transcription by RNA polymerase II
Molecular function (GO): DNA-binding transcription factor activity, RNA polymerase II-specific; RNA polymerase II cis-regulatory region sequence-specific DNA binding; protein dimerization activity
Source: RefSeq, a predicted model, not a curated record
CACGUAGAAGCAGCCAUGUGAUUUUUACCAACGUGGUGAAGGCGGGGCAUCCGCAAGCUCCAUGGUGAUGACGUCAAAACAAGCUGCUAUGAUUGGACAAUGAGGUUGCCGAUUGUACACAUCAGGGUAGUAGCAUUGGUCGAUCCGGUAAGAGUUGUCUAUCAUUGCUCCACGUGUUCGCAGCGUCAUCGGUGUUCUGUCAUGUUUUGAUGUGCUGCCGCCAUGAUACAUUGUCUCUCAUAAGACCAUAUAACAUUGCUAGACAUGGAAUAAUACAGAUAUACAUCAUAAUCGAAGAAAAUCUAUACAAAUUACAUGAAUACAAAAACAUAUACAGUCACGAAGGAUACUCAUUUUUGGCACUUGAGAGAGAUAUAUAUAUACCCGAGAAGUGGGAGUGGGACGCACCUUACAGGCCACAUGCUUAUAGACUGGAUUAUACAAAUCGUAUUCAUCUAGGAAAAAAAAAAGUGUCAUGUUAAUAGAUGAAUCGUGGAAAUGAGAAAUGAAAGGAAAUACUAGACACUAAUGUAAAUUUAAAAUCUCAUGAAAUAGUACGUCGGAUGUUGAAUACUUCCCACCCCAUUUACGUUUGAACUGAUGGUAUGUCGUAUCUUCUGAAAUAUGUCGUAUGAAUGAGCAAAUCCUACAUAGCUUCUUUAGUCGUAUAAAUGCAAUCGGUAGUUUACCGAUCGACAUAAAAUGUGUUAAAAUCAGGAGAAUAAAAACAAAAAGAACGUAAGUGAAAGAAAAAGGAAAUCAGUGUGAUUGUUUCACACUUAGAAAGACAAAAUCAGCCCAUCCAACUUGUCCUGCUAGGAAGACCUAGCAUUCUGUAUUUUGUGUAUUCUUUUCCAUCUUUUCACGUGCUCCUUCUACAUGUGUUUUUCUUGUUGCAAAUAUAUAGCGUCUGCAUUCUGGAGUAAGCAGCAGAGGCCAUAAUAGAUGCACAUCGAUAACCUAAUGCAUCAGUAGCCUUAUUUCAUUAUAAAAUCAGAUCACAACGCGACGUGAGUUUAUUGUCAUUCCUAUCAUUACAUUACCUUAGUCAAUAUUUGCCUUAAACAAGUCUUUUUAUGUUUAUAUCAGUGAUUCGAACGUGAAUAUUGAUUGCACAACUUACUCCGUCGGUAAAAAAAAAAAAAGAAAAAAAGACAAAGACAAAGCAAGUCGUGACGAGAAAAACACGUGACGGUGCACUCUCUUGACCGGAGAGGAUUUACUAAUUGCUGGGGAGGAGGGGAGAAGACAUCUUGAGAAAUCCAAGAGUCCUUUAAAAGUUUUUGGAAAGAUCUGGAAACUACGGAGGCAAGCGAGAGUUGAGGAGAGAGACGGCAGGCUAUGAGUCUGGAGACGUUGUUGGCGGCGGCGGAUUAUGUGGAAUGGAAAUCUCGUGCCAAAGCACGUGGUGAGUAGAAAAGCACAUGGUCUCUUUGGCUUUGGUACCAGCAGACAUCGACUUUUAACAACAAUAGCAGCUGAGGCAGCAGCAACAACGGCUCCAUCUUCUUAAUAGCUGGGGAAGAUAUCGAUCAAGCUAAAUUCAACUUUUAUGAACAAAUUCAAACUUCACCACCACCACCACCGCCACCACCACCACCACCUCCUCCACCAUCAUCAUCGUCAUCUUCAGUUAGUUCACCACCACACAUAGAUAAUGCUAACAAAUCACCAGGUUCAGAAGAUAAAGCUGACAAAAGACGUGCUGGCGGGGCUGGAACACGUGAGGUUCACAACAAAUUGGAAAAAAAUAGGAGGGCCCACAUGAAGGAAUGUUUCGAUGGUCUUCGUAACCAAAUACCUCCUUCAGAGGACAAAAAGAACUCCAAUCUAAGUAUUUUACGAAGUGCUCUUCGAUAUAUACAGCACCUGCAUCGUAAAGAGAAAGAGCAUGAAGUCAAAGUGCAAGAACUUGCACGAGACAAGAUCUCGCUUCAAGAGACAGUACGCAAGUUAAAAAUGGAAUUGAGUCGUAUGAAUAUAGAGUUCAACAUUGACGACAUUCCAACCAAUGAUGAUGAUGAUACUGAUUCCAACUCUACAUCCACAGCAUCAGAGGGUAAUGGUCCCAUUUUAAGUGAUGUGGAGGAAGAAAGCACUACACCUGUAUCUCAACCUGUGAAAGCUGUUUCAGAAACUGUACCAGGUAAGAAGAGGCCACUGAGUUACCACAUCGUGCCUUCUUCAUUUAUUUUGAAUCAAGAAUUUACUGCACCCAAGAUAGCACCUUCCUUGCCAACUUCAUCUGUCAUGCCUUUGACAAGCACAGCACUCAGUGAUUACAAACCUCAGUCUCUUUCCAAAACCCCUAAAAUAAUAGAAUUGGAAAAGACCCAUCAAUCUGAUUCAGUGUCAAAUACAACUGAAAGUAAAUUGGAUUCAAUAGUCUGUGACACAAACACUGCUUCCACAGGAGCCAAAAAAAAGGUUUGGGUAAUUCCAAGAACUUUGGAAGUCAAAACACAGCAGAUCUCAUCACCAGAGCUACAGAAAAUACAGUGGAGUGGCAGCCCAUUAAUAAAUAAUAAACAUGCAAUGAAAUCCAAAGAAGAACCAAGAAUAAUUACAAAAAAACAGGCUGCAAUUCCAGUUUUAGCUCAGUCAGUGCGUGUACAAGAGUUGGCUACCACUGCCACAACAUACAGUUCACCCAAUAUUCUGGCUUCAGCACAUCAGAUUUCCAACAUCCUGACUCCUGUUAUUUGUACAACUGGCAAUGCAACACUUGUACCUGCAGCAGUUAAACCAGUCGUUUCAGCUGGUACUGCCGGUCAGACCUCUACACCUCUUACUUUAGUCCCUAAUAUGGCUCGCAAUUCGGUGACACAAAUUUUGCAGCAGACUGUGGUUCAACGUCAGUCACAAAAGAAGCAGACUAUUCUUAGCAGUAGCAACAACACCACCACCACCACUCUGGUCAACAACAUCAAUAACAAUAAUACUAAUGAUAGCAAUAACAAUAAUAAUAAUAAUAAUAAUAGUAGUAAUAGUAGUAGUAAUAGUAAUAACAAUAUCAACAACAAUAACAAUAAUAGUAUUAACUGUAUCAAUACCACCAAUGUUGCUGUGGCGACAGUAGCACAAGUUACAACAGUUCAAGCAUCAAAGACCUUGAAAUCUGUGAGCCAACUUGGAAGAAGUACAAAUUCUGUUCGUUCAGUAGUUCCAAUGACUCCAAGCAUUAUUAAGCCAGGUCUUCAACCAACUGGCAUCAAAGUAUCUGGAAUUACCAAAGUUGCAACUUUGACUACUCCUAUAAGCCAUUCUAAGAAAACUAUUGAAGCAUCUAAUACUCUGACUGGAUUAGUGGUGUCAUCCACAACUUCAACAGCUCCUUCAACAAAUGUUAUAUCAGUGGCACACCCUAUUGUAACGCAGACUUUGCCAGUGAUGUCUGCUGUAAAACAAAUUCUUGCAACACCAGCUACACAGAUUAUGCCUGGUAGCCCUAUUACUGUGAAUCCUUUAUUGGGGCAGUCGAUAACAAGGACACAAAUACUAAACAAUGUUACUAAUGUAGGUUCUUCAGUUGUUACCACAAUGUCUAACAGUCCAUCAAGCAUUUCCUCCAGUCACUCAGUUGUUCCAUUGACUCCUAUGAAAUCUGUAUCACAGAUUGUUUCACCCAUGGCAAUGAUGUCAUCGGCUGUCCAUAUGUCUCCAGGGCUUAACCAAGCCACUCAGUUAAAUGUGAUUCCACGGGUCCAGUACCAGCUGUUUCCCAGCAACCAAGUUGUUGGUCAAGCAGUUACAACCAAACCCCUUGUGAUGGUGACAGUGCCUACUACCACGGCAGUACAGGUAUCUAUGGCAGUAACCUCUACAACUACGUGAUACUUUGUUGCCAAGGUCUUAUACAUACCCACACACACACUCAUGUAUAUAUUGUCUAUUCUUGUACAUAAAAUACCAUGUACAGUGUAUAGCUAACAUCUAAAUAUUGAAUGAAUUAAUAUGCAGAAAUGCACAUACACCAGCACCUAUGUGGGUGUUUGUAUAUACUUGCACAUACCCACACCAGUGAAGUAAAGCUGUGAAAUCUCUCUCAUCCUUCUGUAA